Molecule: messenger RNA, 4239 nt
Organism: Peromyscus californicus insignis
Lineage: Eukaryota; Metazoa; Chordata; Mammalia; Rodentia; Cricetidae
Product: olfactory receptor 14A2-like
Exons: 1
Coding region: 250-1257 (335 amino acids)
Biological process (GO): G protein-coupled receptor signaling pathway
Cellular component (GO): membrane
Molecular function (GO): G protein-coupled receptor activity; olfactory receptor activity; odorant binding
Source: RefSeq, a predicted model, not a curated record
AGAAGUGAGCAAGAUCGAAAGAAAGACAGAGAGAGAAUAUAGAGUAGGUAGAGAGAGAGGGAGAGAGAAGGUAAGAUUAUGAGAGGAAAGGAGAAAGAAAUAAGAGUUUUGGGAAAUGUAUUUGUAUCUUAAGUGUGGUAUCUUGACUCCUUUCCACUGAGCAUUUCUGUAUGUCAGUAUUAUCAUUUGUGUGAUGCCAAUUUUUAUUCAUUUUUUCUUUACUCUUGAAGAGCCUGAAAAGAAUCCAGAAUGCACAAUGUCACUGCAAUAACUGGAUUCAUCCUCAUGGGGUUCUCUGACAUCCAGAAGCUGCAGACUUUAUGUGGAGUGCUCUUCCUAGGGAUGUACAUGGCAGUUGUAAUAAGCAAUCUCAUCAUCAUCACUCUUAUCACCAUUGACCUGCAGCUUCAAACACCCAUGUACUUCUUCUUGAAGAAUGUGUCCUUGUUGGAUGUCUUCUUUGUGUCUGUUCCCAUUCCAAAUUUCUUUGUCAAUAGCCUAACUCACAACAAUUCCAUUUCCAUUCUUGGUUGUGUCUUCCAGGUAUUUUUAAUGACUUCAUUUGCAGCAGGAGAAGUAUUUGUCCUGACUGCCAUGUCCUAUGACCGCUAUGUUGCCAUUUGCAAUCCCUUGCACUACCAAUCCAUAAUGAGUAGUGGUACAUGUGUGCUGAUGGUGGGUGUUUCCUGGGCUAUUGGGGUAAUAAUUGGAGUCUUAUACACAGCUGGCACAUUUUCUCUGCCCUUCUGUGGCUCCAAUGUGAUCCUGCAGAUUUUUUGUGAUGUUCCCUCAUUGCUAAGGAUUUCAUGCUCCAAAACACUCGUGGUCAUUUAUUCAAGUCUUGGAAUUGGUGUUUGUGUGGCCAUGUCUUGCUUAAUCUGUGUGAUGAUCUCUUACUUUUACAUAUUCUCCACUGUGUUGAAGAUUCCUACUACUAAAGGUCAGUCCAAAGCAUUUUCCACGUGCAUCCCCCACCUCACUGUUCUCACUGUUUUCAUAGCUACUGCUUGCUUUGUCUAUCUGAAGCCUCCCUCAGAUGUACCAUCAAUCACAGACAGGCUCUUUUCUGUGCUCUACACUGUGUUACCUCCAGCACUGAAUCCUUUGAUCUACAGCCUGAGGAACAGUGAUGUCAAGUGUGCUCUGAGGAGGUUACAUCAAAAUCUCUGCUCAAGGGGUUCACUUCAUUUAAAACUUCAAAGUAUUUUUCAGUGGCAUAGCACCUCACAAGUUACAAGCAAGAUUUGUAAUUUUUGACUUUAGAAAGACAAUUAUAGAAUUCAUAUUUUGACUUGAGUAAAUAAAAACUCAGAACAGGGCUUAUAUUAUAUAAGAUCAGAAAAUUAGAUUGCAUCAGACUAACAUAUGAAUUCAUGGUACUAGUUUCUUCCUCUGUAUGAUAAAGCUGUUCUCAUUUGAGAAAUAUAACCUUCUAAAUCUAUUGUUCAGUUUUAAUGCUAAGAUUCCAUGCUAGGUCAUUUUGUGACUUUUUAUCAGGUUCAUUUCGUUCAUAACUAACUAACUAACUAACUAACUAACUAAGUGAAUGAAUCAAUAAAAGACCAAUUUAGAUAGGGAAAGUAUGUGAGCAAUAUAGGUAAAUCCACAUAUGGCUCCUAUGCCAAUCUGUCUAGUAGUGAGAAAAACAGCAGAGAAACUAAAUCAGUAGAAUGAGAACAUUCUGGAGACUUGACCCAAUCUGUAAAGCAAUACCAAAUGCUUACAGCAAAGACAAAUCUGGAGAAAGAUUAUGUGAGCCAAGUUCUAAAAUAUAAUUAGUGGCCACUCUGGAUGAGGAUAUUGUCAGAAAGACAGUAGAGAGGUGGAAAUUUUUGUGGCUCAUUUUUGCCACUUCUCUUCAAUACAAACAUUAUUUAAAGAUGAGAGAAGGCAAGCUCAUUUGUCUAAAAAAAUAAAUAACGUAAGCAAGUUCUAGAGACUUAAAAAAUAUAGACAAGUCCCUCUCUCAAAAUUAUAGAAAUGUUAAAAAGUUGCUGGGGAGAGGGGAAUCUCUGACUCUCCUGGGUGCUCAUAUGAUUCUCUAUGAUUUGUGAAAUGACCUCAACAUCAUGCAUACAGCUACAGGAUUGCACUACUGUGAGUUGUAACAAUUUCAUGAAUAGGACCUUUUUGUGAUAUAGCUGACUUUGUCUCCUCCAUGCCACUGUAAGUAAGGAACCUCAGCAAAUUCAUUGUUUUACCAUGUUGUACUUUGCUGGAGUUACUUUUGUAUUUCUUUUAUUCUGUAUCUGGUGUGAGUAGGUAUUAUUUCUCCAGAGGAACAACUAACCCAACAGUUUUUCAUAUGUGUUUAUUAACCUGCCUCUAGGCCAGAAAAGCCACACCUCUAACUAUGUGCAGGUGAAUUUUUCCAUAAUGGAAUAGAAAGUUGUGGAACCAGUUAAACUUUCAGAGGACAUCAAUUGUCCAGAUGUGGGAGCCCAUUUUCAGGUUUCCUAGUGUCUUUACCCAUCAAGUCUGCAUAGAGGAGAGGAUUGGGCGUGUCUCUUUUGCUCCACCACCUUGAUAUUCCUAUAAAUAUCCUAAGGCAGAGACGGUGGGGGGCAAUGGAAUAGGUUCCUGACCUUCGUGAGGCUAUCCUGUAUUUUCUAUCUUUAUCUCCCCCCUCUGUAUUCUUCUGUCUAAUAUUUCCUGCUGCUCCUACUCAAGAGAACUCUGGGGAACUGUGGGGGUGGGUAGGCAGCCUCUCCACAUCCAUGAAAGAUUUUCCUUGGUAAAUUUUCCAGUGUCUUCAAAUACAAAAUAUUUUAUUUCUGAUAUAAGGAAUCUCUUUGGAGACUCUAUGCUUUAUCAGAGUAAUUAUACAUCUUCUAUAUUUAAUUGAGUUUUCAUUUCUCAAAAAGUACAAUAUUUGGAAUGUAUGGCCUCUCUCAAUUACAUUAACAACGUUUUAUAGUCACUCUGACAAAAGGUUACUGGACCCCAAGUCAUGAUUUGAAACCAUGCUUAUUGGCCUUACCCUAUUUCAUCUUAGCCUCACACAUAGGGAGACAAAUUACUUAUCUCUAUCAUCCAAGCAAAAACCAAAGUGACUCUCCAUUCUGGAAUAUAUGCUGACAUCUUCAAAUCCACUCUUAAUAACAAAUCUUAUGAAUGACCUGAUGUCCUAAAAAUUAUCUAUGUGAUACUUGAUUAUAAACACAGAUUUAUACUGAAAUGGCCCUGUGAUGCUUGACUCAACUCAAACCAUUAGCUGUACAUGAUUUUGUUUCAUUGGAUCUCAAUGUUAUCUCAAGACCUACUUUAAAAUAAGAGACAAAUAAAGAUAUCCACUGAUGUAGUUAACAACAAAAAAGUCAUUUUCUAUUCAUUAGCAUGGUUUUCACAAAAACACUCUCUCUUCUAUGUGGUGUUCAGAUUUCAAUGUUUUCCCUUUCAACUAAAACUUUUGCCUAAUGUUCUUUUGUGUCUGGUAUUGAUUAAUUCAAUUAUGAGGGCAAGAAGCUAGAAAGAAAGUAGUCUGAUAUUACUUCUAAAAAUUCCUUACUAUAUCUGUGGUCAAGUAAAAGAGUUUGCUGCUGCAUUGCUAAGAAGAAUAUCUGAAAACAUACAUUUGAAAAUUUUGAACCUAGAUCAAAGUUUUGACAAUCCAGCUUCUUUCUUUUUGUUUUUAUCUUUUUUCUUUUGUAUUGUCUCUCACUUCUUGACUAAUGUAAUCAUUCAUUCCACUGAAUUAAAAUUCAAAUAACUUAUAUAAGUACAAUGCUAGAGUGCGAAAAUAGCCAUGUGUCUUAUCCAGCUCUCAAUGAUACAGUAAAGAAGGAUGCAGAAGAGGUUAAUGAAUCAUCAGGAAUAGCAUAGAAAAACAAACACGCAGACAUUGACAUAGAAGGACUGUAAGCCCCCUCAGCCACAGGCUACAUAUAAUGAAAUAAUACUUCCGUAUUAAAGCGUUCACUGUAUCAAACUCAUAUAGAAGUAUACAGGUUCCAGACACAUGAAUACUGAGCCUCUGUCAUUAUUCAAGAAAUAAUAAUAAUUAAGAAAGAAAAUUAUGAUUUUUUAAACAAAUGUAUCUAAUAAAGAAGUGUUAGAAAUUAUAAACUCAUUAUGUCUAAUUAAAACUGUGGUUGGAAGUAUUUUCAAUAGAUUCAACCAAGCAAGAGUAUCGAAGACAGAUAACAGUAUUCCUCUCAAAAAAGCUCAAAGACCUUAAUGCAAGACACAAAGCUAUGAAACUGCCAGAGAAAACACUUCAAGGUAGAGGCACAGGCAAAG